This is a messenger RNA of Stylonychia lemnae, 531 nucleotides long. The record is from the annotation of a GenBank genome assembly. Lineage: Eukaryota; Ciliophora; Spirotrichea; Sporadotrichida; Oxytrichidae.
AUGUUAGUUGGAAUCCACAUUAACUCAUAUCAUCCUCAUUUAAGACCUAAGAGAGGAAGUGGCUUAGGUUUCGUUGAGGAGCCUAAAUAGAAAUCUAAACAGCCAAAUAUUAUUUCAGAAUAGAUUUUACCCAUUUAAGAAGACAAUGAUGGUUUUAUUGAAGAAUUCUUUUAAGUUCCACACAUUUUUGAUAUUCCAAAAAGAGUAAUAAAGGAGUAUGAAAAAGUAGAAUCAAAGGAUUCAAGCAAAUUUUUGACACCAAGGCCAUUAAAUGAUUUCAGAAAGGCUCAAAAUAAUAACAAUGAUCACAGCAAAAUGAGGCAAUCAAAGAGAAUCCAAAAUAUGAAAAUGAAGUAAGAGAUGCAGAGAGCUAUGGAGACUUGGAUGAAAACUGGAAAAAUAAUCAGCUUAUAGAAAGACACAGAUUAGAAAUCAUUUUUAGGGUCAGUUUCAAAUGGAAUGAGAACCACACAUAUUGCUUCCUCAAGAUUCUCAUCGAGCUACAAGAGAAAAAGUCAGAGUAUUCAAUGA